This is a messenger RNA of Exophiala spinifera, 426 nucleotides long. RefSeq names its product histone H2B. The transcript is spliced from 3 exons. NCBI's taxonomy places the organism in Eukaryota, Fungi, Ascomycota, Eurotiomycetes, Chaetothyriales, Herpotrichiellaceae. The coding region runs from base 1 to 426 and encodes 141 amino acids. The record is from RefSeq and is a predicted model, not a curated record. Gene Ontology annotation, molecular function: structural constituent of chromatin; DNA binding; protein heterodimerization activity. Gene Ontology annotation, cellular component: nucleosome. Gene Ontology annotation, biological process: nucleosome assembly.
AUGCCUCCCAAAGCUGCUGAGAAGAAGCCCACCACCGGCGGCAAGGCCCCGGCUGGAAAGGCCCCCGCUGCCGAGAAGAAGGAAGCUGGCAAGAAGACCGCGGCUGCUCCUUCCGGUGACAAGAAGAAGCGAGGAAAGACGCGAAAGGAGACCUACUCUUCAUACAUCUACAAGGUUCUCAAGCAAGUCCACCCCGACACCGGUAUUUCCAACCGCGCCAUGUCCAUCUUGAACUCUUUCGUCAACGAUAUCUUCGAGCGUGUCGCCACCGAGGCCUCCAAGCUUGCUGCCUACAACAAGAAGUCCACCAUCUCUUCCCGAGAGAUCCAGACCUCCGUCAGACUCAUCCUGCCUGGUGAACUUGCCAAGCACGCCGUGUCAGAAGGCACCAAGGCCGUCACCAAGUACUCUUCCCAGAGCAAGUAA